This is a messenger RNA of Verruconis gallopava, 4107 nucleotides long. RefSeq lists its product as uncharacterized. NCBI's taxonomy places the organism in Eukaryota, Fungi, Ascomycota, Dothideomycetes, Venturiales, Sympoventuriaceae. The record is from RefSeq and is a predicted model, not a curated record. Bases 221 to 3823 code for a protein of 1200 amino acids. Gene Ontology annotation, biological process: regulation of DNA-templated transcription. Gene Ontology annotation, molecular function: RNA polymerase II complex binding. The transcript has 2 exons. Gene Ontology annotation, cellular component: Cdc73/Paf1 complex.
CUGGAAAGCUGAAGCCGGACACACAUUUCCGUCUCGUAGCGGCCUGAGUAUUUUUGCAUCUAGUCUUCUUUUACAUCUCCAAUUUUGCUUCUAUCUAUGAGCGCUUCGUUAAUAUAAAGGACUUGCGCCGCAAACGCGCACAAACUCCUCCCCAAUCGUCUUCCGCGAACGCACUUUGCCUACAUCCUCCUCCUCAGACUUACACCAGCGCGGUGCCAAUAUGGCCGAUGCCAACGGUGCCAAUGGGCACGCCGUAGUCGACAAUGAUCGGUACGCAUGGAUGCCAACGACAGUUGAUAUUCCGCUUGGAGAGGGCGACGAGACGGACGUGGUCGAAAUCUCACUUACAGAAUUAUGGGACGACCCGACGGAGCUGUGCACGCUGCUAGAGAAUGAGAACAUCAAACCGGACUUCUGGUUCUUGACAGCGCUCGCCUAUGCGAAGCAGCAGAAGAUGGACGUUGCCAUUGGCAUAUUAAAGCAAGGCUUGUCCAACUUCUCCGGCCCCAAGCAGGCGCAAGAUCGACUCGGCAUAUUGAAUGCGCUGUGCUGGAUGUAUUUGUGGAAGUGUAGGGAUGCGCCCAGAGUGUCUGUGGAUAAUGUGGUAGAUGCGCCAGCGUUCUGGGCGAGCAGUACCCAGAUGGCGAGCAUGAACGGGGCUCCUGGUGGAGAAGACAGCGUUAAGACAAAGGAGCAUUGGCUGAGAGAAGCUACUGGCGCUCUUAACGAAGCAUCGAGGAUUUCACCCUCGUAUCCACCUGUCUUUCUUGCGAGAGGCGUACUUUCCUUGCUUCGUGCGUCACUACAGCGACCGGAAGAGCGACAGGACAGCUUGCGGCAGGCGUUGAAAAGCUUUGACGACGCGCUGAGGUCAUCCGGUAACCGCAACAUCAUGGCCACAAUGGGAAAAGCAAGGGUCCUUUAUGCUAUGGGCAAAUAUAGCGAAGCUUACACAGUUUAUCAAUCCGUGCUUAGAGCAGCCCCCUCACAAACGGAUCCUGACCCGCGAAUUGGCAUCGGAUGUUGCUUGUGGCAGCUUGGUCACCACGAAGAGGCGCAUAACGCGUGGCAGAGGGCUCUUGAAUUGCGACCGAAUUCAAAGACUGCCCUGAUGAUGAACGCACUCUACUGGCUGCACGCAAGUUCUCAGCUUCCUACCACCGAUCCAAAGUUCCGCCCGAUGUACAAUAGAGCCAUGCAGGAACUGACACAGAAGGCUUGGAAAGUGGAUAAUCGAUAUCCAAUCAUAAACUCGACGUUUGGCAACUUUUUCAUGACUAUGAAAAGAUGGCCUCAGAUGCAGAAACUUGCGAAAACGGCGAUUGAGCAGUCCGAAGUCAGUGCAAUUGCUAGUGACGGCUGGUACUUGUUGGCUCGUAUGGCUCAUUCACAAGGCGAGCUUAAACAGGCACUGGAGUUCUAUUCGCGAUCGGACCAGGCACGAGGAGGUGAUGGGCGUGGAGGCGACGACAAAGGUUAUCUUCCUGCUAAGUUUGGCAUGGCUCAAAUAAAAGUGCUGCUCGAAGAUAAUGUCGACGCGAAGUUCAGACUUGAGAGAUUGUAUCGCCAAAAUCGGUCUCCAGAAGUUAUGACCUUGCUUGGCACCCUCUAUGCGGAGGAUUAUUUUGCAAACUCGAUCAUGGGCGCCAAGGAUGAAGAUAAGGCUGAAGCUUGGAAGAAGGCAGUUUCGCUCCUAGAGGCAGUACGCACGACGUGGAAGGACCCCAAACGAAAGUACACUGAGGAUCCCGAUGUUCUACUCAACCUUGCGAGACUGUACGAAAUCGAAUCUCCGGAAAAGAGUAUGCAAUGUCUCCAGCACGUUGAGAGGCUACAGAUUGAAAAGUUGCCCGAAGACAAGAGAGAAGUGGACGAAGGCGAGGAUGCUGAUCGCGCGAUGAGGAUACAACUGCCACCAGAGCUGAUUAACAAUAUCGGCUGCUUCCAAUUUUUGGCCGAGAAAUACGCCCAAGCGACGCAGAGCUUCCAGGAUGCGCUUGACAGCUGUAUUCGUGUGAAUCAGGAGGAUGUUGACAACGAAGUUGAUACGGACGCCCUCAUUACGUCAAUCAGCUAUAACCUUGCACGCAGCUAUGAAGCUCAGGGUGACGAGCAGAACCUUGCCAGAGCGACCGAGACAUACGAAGGGCUGUUGAAGCGUCAUCCCGGUUACCUUGAUGCUCAUGCAAGAUUAGCAAAGAUGAAACUCGAUUCAGAUCCGUCAGGCGAAGGUCCCAAGAAGAUUUCUGAAGUAUAUCACAGUGCAGAGGACAAUCUAGAAAUCCGUGCCCUCUAUGGCUACUAUCUCAACAAGGCUAAGCGGAAAACCAACAACAUUGCCGAGGACCAGGAGCAGCGCCAUAUGAAGCACACUCUCCGCGAUUACAAUAAACACGAUCAUUACUCGCUUGUAGCUAUGGGUAAUGUUCACCUCGCGAUCGCGAGAGAGAUGGAUCGCCUCACAGACCAAGACAAGGAAAAGCGUCGGAAAAUGUAUCACAAAGCCGUCGAAUUUUUCGCUAAGGCACUUGAGCUGGAUGAAAAGAAUGCAUAUGCCGUGCAAGGUCUUGCAAUCGCAAUCACAGAAGAUCAGAAAAAUCUCUCCGCAGGUAUCCAGCUUUUCACGCAAGUGCGUGAGGUACUCAAGGACGUCAGUGUGUACAUGAACUUGGGUCAUGCUUAUUGUGAGCUGAAACAAUAUGCGCGAUCCAUUGAGAAUUAUGAAGCAGCUUUGCAGAAGGAUGGUGGUAGAGAUGCCACUCUCCUGGCCUGCUUAGGCCGCACUUGGCUUCAACGAGCGAAACAAGAAAACAGCCUUCAGGGGAUGAAAUCGGCGCUCGACUACUCCCAACGGGCCUACGAGGCUAGCCGUCACAGCGUGCCCUUUAAGUUUAACGUCGCAUUUGUUCGCAUUCAGAUUGCACAGCUCCUUUUUGCUCUUGAUAAAUCCAAACGCACGUCAGCAGAUUUGCAAUCCGCUCUCGAAGGUCUCGACGAAGCUGUUCAGGCUUUCGAAGAAGUGGCUCAGAGCCCCAAACCACCGUAUCCGCAGAGAGAUAUCGAACAGCGUGCAGUCAUGAUCCGAAACACGAUGCGAAAACAAUUGGAGCGUGCGUUGGAGGAGCAGAAUGAAUAUGAACAAGCAAAUGCGUCACGUCUGGCUGAGGGCAAAGCGCGUCUCGAGGCAGAAAAGCAGGCUAGGGAGGCAGCAGAACGCGCUAGAAGAGAGAAGGAGGCCGAGCAGCGGGCAAAGAUUAUGGAGGAGCGGAGGAAGAUGCAAGAACGUGAUCAGGAACUCGCAGCCGCAAGGGCAGAAGAGGAGAGGCGGCGUGAGGAGGAGAUGAUGACCACAGAUGAGGAAACAGGGGAACGGAAGAAGAGAGUCAAGAAGAAAGGACAGGGUGGGAAGCGCAAGAAGAAGGACGUCGAUAGCGAGAGUGAUGGUGAUGGUGGAACAUCCAGCCGGGCACGUAGUCGCAGUGUUGUGGACGCAGAGGACGAAGGAGAGCCACGUCGAAAAAAGAAGAGGACGCUACAUAAGAAAGGCAGGGCCGAAAAGCCGGGCAAAUACAAGUCAGCCGAGUUUAUCAACUCGGAGGAUGAGGAUGAUGACGAUGGAGUUGCUGCGCCGGCUGCGAAUGGCGAUGAGAACGGAGCUCCCACACCGGAGGCUCCAGCUGAUUCCCCUCUUCCGGAGAUUGACGAUUUGCCCAAUGAAGAUGGUGUUGAAGAUGAGGAGGAUGAGGAGGAAGCAGCUGUGGCGACGAGAAAACGAAGGCCAGCAAGAAUAGUGGAAGAUGAGGACGAAAUGGAUGAGGAUUAGUACUCAAACACUCGAAAAACGAGCACGGGCAGUGCUGGCGUGUCUAAUUACUUUAUCUGCAUCAAGCCUCGGCGUUGGGCAGCACUUUCGGAGAUCUUAGAAUUAGCAAGCCGUAUAUCAGCGGGAUUCGGACAAAAUGAGAAACGCCUCUAAGUGUUGGGCAGGCACGAGCACGUAUCUUCCAUCGUCUUUCUUCAUUGGCGAUUGCUUUCAGGAAGAGCAAGGACACAGUUUGGCCUGAUCUGUCAGCUAAAACCAACGUUUGCUGGUGUCGUUUUCUGCCG